UCGGGCCAUGGGGGACAACGCGGAGAUGCGAGGGAUGGCAGAGAGCUCUUCAUGGAAGAGAUGCAGACAGUACGUCGUCCGCUGCGUCGACGAUCUUCUGCAGGAAUUUGCCCCGCAGAGCAACGAGGGCGACAAAGAGGGCCUGCAAAUAGGCGUCAGCAUUAGGGUAGACCAGAGUAAGGAAGUGGAUGGCAUUGCGAGUGUUGACAUUGACGUCAACACGGCUGUCGUGCAGGGUGGGGACGUAGGCAUCAGCAUUGGAGCAGACCAGGGUGAAGAGGUGGUCAUCAGCAUGGGAGCAGACCAGAAUGGGGACGUGCGCAUCGACGAGGCAGUCUGGGAUGCGUUUGCACGCAGCAUUGACCUCGCGUCGCUGAGACGUGACGUGCAGUGGGAGGCAGAGCAUCCCCGCCCCCUCCUCGUCGUCGUCGACGACAACAUGUACUACCGCGGCAUGAGGCGCGAGUAUCGCCGCGUCGCCCGCCGGCACGCCGCCGGCUUCUGCGUCGUCCACGUCGCGUGCGACCUCACCGACGCCCUCUACCGG
This is a messenger RNA of Priapulus caudatus, 547 nucleotides long. RefSeq lists its product as uncharacterized. NCBI's taxonomy places the organism in Eukaryota, Metazoa, Priapulida, Priapulimorpha, Priapulimorphida, Priapulidae. The transcript has a single exon. Gene Ontology annotation, molecular function: tRNA binding; kinase activity. The record is from RefSeq and is a predicted model, not a curated record. The annotation marks the transcript as partial.